CCCGGCCCGCCGCGUCCCGCCCCGUUCUGCGGUGAGUGGCGGCGGGGCCGGGGGCCGGGGGAACCCUGCGAGGCGCCGGGGGGUCGGGCAGCUCUGCCCUCCCCCGGUGGGACGGGCCAGCCGCCGGGGAGCCGGGCUUUCCGUGCGUUUGUUCUGUCACCCGUUUGGGGACAAAGUUUGGGAAUAAAGGGAGGUUUUCCCCGCCUGAUCCCGGAAGGGAAGGAGAGCUGCGAGGGAAAAUGCGACCGCCUGCUCCGAGAAGUCCCGUUCCCUGCCUGCCGCGCCUCCAGCUGAGCUCCUUCUUGUGAUGCUCUCGGGGGACGGGGCAGGGGCUCCCGGCGGGCUGCUGGACGCGCUGCGGGGCUGCGGCCGUAAGGAGGGAGUGUCCACGCUGUUUCCGCAGACCAACUUCGGUUCAAACCACAGACGUCUGAUUCUCCAGGUCCUGAAGGAUGCGAAUAACUUAGUGCUUCGUGUUCCGUUCGCCAUCUGAGCACUGCUGUCUUCCGGAGGAGCAGCCUGAGGAGCCGAGCUGGUGUCUGUCACGAAUAAAGGGAGCCCUGCAGAGACUUGCUAGAGGGACCACCUCCCAUUUCGCAUCUGGCUGAGUGGACUAUGGUGGCAGGAAGAUGUUGGCUCGCAAGAGUAUCAUCCCUGAAGAGUAUGUGCUGGCACGGAUCGCUGCCGAGAACCUGCGCAAGCCGCGCAUCCGCGACCGCCCGCGCAAAGCCCGCUUCAUCGCCAAGAACGGCGCCUGCAACCUGGCCCACAAGAACAUCCGUGAGCAGGGGCGAUUCCUGCAAGACAUCUUCACCACCCUGGUGGACCUGAAGUGGCGUCACACACUGGUCAUCUUUACCAUGUCCUUCCUGUGCAGCUGGCUGCUCUUUGCCAUGAUGUGGUGGCUGGUGGCCUUUGCCCACGGCGACAUGGACCCGAGCACAGAAAACCCUUUGAACAGCACGAAGUGGACGCCGUGCGUGACGUGUGUCAGGUCUUUCACCUCCGCUUUCCUCUUCUCCAUCGAAGUCCAGGUGACCAUUGGCUUUGGGGGCAGGAUGAUGACCGAGGAGUGUCCGCUGGCCAUCACAGUCCUGAUCCUGCAGAACAUUGUGGGGCUGAUCAUCAAUGCCGUCAUGCUGGGCUGCAUUUUCAUGAAGACGGCGCAGGCUCACCGGCGGGCCGAGACGCUGAUCUUCAGCCGGCAGGCCGUCAUCGCCGUCCGCAACGGCAAGCUCUGCUUCAUGUUCCGGGUGGGGGACCUGAGGAAGAGCAUGAUCAUCAGCGCCUCAGUGAGAAUCCAGGUCGUGAGGAAGACCACGACUCCCGAAGGAGAAGUCAUACCCAUUCACCAAGUGGAUAUCCCUGUGGAUAAUCCCAUUGAAAGCAACAACAUUUUCCUGGUGGCUCCCUUGAUCAUUUGUCAUGUCAUAGACAAGCGGAGUCCUCUUUAUGAUAUAUCUGCUUCUGACCUGGCGCUCCAGGACCUGGAGCUCAUUGUGAUACUGGAAGGGGUUGUAGAAACCACUGGCAUCACAACACAGGCGAGAACCUCCUACGUGGCAGAGGAGAUCCUGUGGGGUCACCGCUUCGUGCCCAUCGUCACCGAGGAGGAGGGCGUGUACGCUGUCGACUACUCCAAGUUCGGCAACACCGUCAAAGUGGCUGCGCCACGCUGCAGCGCCCGGGAGCUCGAUGAGAAGCCCUCCAUCCUCAUCCAGACCCUGCAGAAGAGCGAGCUGUCCCACCAAAACUCCCUGAGGAAGCGCAACUCCAUGAGGAGGAACAACUCCAUUCGGAGGAGCAACUCCAUGCGGAGAACCAACUCCUCGCUGAUCGUGCCCAAAGUGCAGUUUAUCACACCUGAGGGGAGCCAGAGCGCCUCAGAAACGUGAUGCACAGCUUUGUGCCAGGCCACUGGGCUUUGGGAGGAGGAGGCACCUGUGGUGUUUUGCUUCAAUUUCCUUUUACUUAAGAAAACGAGAACACAAUGCAGAAGAGAACCGUGCAAGAACUAUUUAUUCCAUUACUUAUUGAAAGCACCACCUAAAGGCAUUAGAAAACACCUUAGCACUUAGUGUAUGAAUUAAUUAAAAAUGGCACGUACACUAAAGAAAACACACUUCACUCAUGUAAUAUAAUGUGUAUUUAUACUUGUUUUAAUGGCAUGCUGAUUUUUUAAUUGUAUUUUUCCUAUCAAAGGUCUCUUUCUUAUCUUCUGCUGGCUGUCACAAAAUGUGGGGCUUUCCUAUGCAAGUGAGUGCUUCACAAAACUUCUGUAUUCAACAGCUCCCACGGAUUUUGUACAUGACAUUUGGAUAUUGAUUUUUUUUGUGUGUGAAUUCCUUGUUCUCUUAAAGGGAGUAUCUAAAUUCCUUAAGGAUUUCACUGGAGAAGAGCCACCAUUUCACCUUUGGUUUCCCAGGCUUUUUCUUUUUUAUUGGUUUGUGGCAGGGGCAUUUUGAGAGUAAAUUCAGGUCAGGUGGAGUGCCCUAUCCAUCCCACAGGAAAGCUGGUGUCACUCCAGGCAGGAAGACCAGCAAAAUGAUGGAGUGCUGCUCUUCUUCUCAGGGUGAGAUACUUGGCUGCAGGACAACACACAUCUUAGAUUAGCUGUAGCCCAAGCUGAGAAAUCCCAGUCCUCCUGGCUGCCACCUGGGCAUCUGUUUCACUGAAAUUACUCAAGCUGGGAAAAGCAGAUGCCUCUUUAACAUUCUCUUCAUGAAGGAAGACCAAAUCCUGUUUUGCUUUCUCUGAUAGAUUCAUACAAGGAAGGAAACACGUGUAUUUGCCUCACUUACUUUCCAUAGGAUUAAAUCUGCUUCCUCCAGAAGAAGGUUAUUUUUUCCCAGUGGGAACUCAUGAAUGGGAAUGAGAAGGAAGCCUGCCAAUAAUAUUAGAGAUAGUAUUUUCAAAACUAUCUGAAUGCUUUUCAGGGGGACUUGGAUGCUGCUGCUGAAUUUCUGCUUGUUAGCAGUGCCUCAUCUGUGUUUUUAUAUAAUCCAGCAUUGAGAAUUGGUGGCAAUAAGCUUUUCUCUUCAAAUUACAUGGGCAUUUGUUACCUGGAGCCUUUCCGAAAAUGUCAUCAUAAGUUUUUCUACAGGAAUGCAUAAAAGUAAGACAACUAAUUCUGUCAAAUUUGGUAGCCUAAAUUGAUACAUGUUUUUUUCCUGUGUGAAUAAGCAUAACUAUGGACAAGUUUCUGUUCAAAUCUCUUGCAGAAAUUGUCUUAUGUGUGUUGCUUGAGAGAAGUACUGUCCUUAUUCUGACCCUCCAAGCCACUCGAACGUUUAAAUGCUUGCUUUUUCCUGUAAGGUGAAACAGUCAAACGCAAUGCUGGAUUCUCAUUCUCUUUGGAAGUAGCUCAUCAGCAGUUGUUGGAAGGAUGGUUUCAGGUAUUGUAAGGUGUUGGAUGGUGGCACAGAGGGGCAUUGCUCUGAGAUGUGGACUCCCUGCAUUUGGAACAGGUGCUCUCUAGAACAAAAACUCUGACAAAAUACUUCAUCUGAAGCAGCAGAAGAAACUGAAGUUUCUACUGAAAGCAUUCAUUCCCUGGCCUGCCCAUUAAUGUUCUGGAAGGGUGGAUGAUGAAUAUCUACAGAAAUUAAUCUGUCUGUUGUGUGUCCAAACAACGGUCAGUUGCAGCUUCCAAGAAGAGUCAGAGUGAAGCACAUACAAUUUGUCUCUGUCCUCCAUUUUACAGGACUGUGAAUUUCUCUGAUGCUGUCUGUUGGACACAUGGUUAAGUUACAUGCUGUGCAAAAGCAGGUUUUAUACAAAAUAAUAAUAAAAAAAUGUCACAAUAA
This is a messenger RNA of Prinia subflava (tawny-flanked prinia), 3806 nucleotides long. RefSeq names its product potassium inwardly rectifying channel subfamily J member 8 (gene KCNJ8). Gene Ontology annotation, molecular function: ATP-activated inward rectifier potassium channel activity. The coding region runs from base 630 to 1895 and encodes 421 amino acids. The transcript is spliced from 3 exons. The record is from RefSeq and is a predicted model, not a curated record. Gene Ontology annotation, biological process: potassium ion import across plasma membrane; regulation of monoatomic ion transmembrane transport. NCBI's taxonomy places the organism in Eukaryota, Metazoa, Chordata, Aves, Passeriformes, Cisticolidae. Gene Ontology annotation, cellular component: plasma membrane.